This is a messenger RNA of Arvicanthis niloticus (Nile rat), 1559 nucleotides long. It is a transcript of the gene Tmem221, whose product is annotated as transmembrane protein 221. NCBI's taxonomy places the organism in Eukaryota, Metazoa, Chordata, Mammalia, Rodentia, Muridae. The record is from RefSeq and is a predicted model, not a curated record.
GUCUCCUGGGCUCUCCCAGCAGGGCCCCUCCCAGUCCACGAACCCCAGUUCUCCACUUCUCCAGCACACCCCGGGGAGGCGCCCAAGGCUGACGCGCAGUAAAAAACCACUUUCUCCCAAGUUUUUGCGUAUUUUCCACGUCCUAUCUGGUACCCGCACUCGGGCGUCCGUAUUCCCACCCGUCCGUAUUCCCACCCGAGGAAUCCCGAAAGCCUACUGCCCGUCUCCCUUCUCCAUCCCAGUCCCGCGCCAUGGGCCGCUCCUUCGGAGGUCGAGUACUGGCUGCGAUGACCCUACUGGGCAUCCCGGCCGCGGUGCUGGUCGCGCUGGCUGCGCAGCUGCUGUUCCAGCUCCAGGCAGGGCGCGCGGAGCUGCGGGGCGUGCGCACCGACGGGCUGCACCCGGAGCUGGACCCCGAUGCCGGGCUACCCGAAGCUGCGGCUGGGGCAUUGUUACCGCUGGCGACGGCGCUGGCUGCGCUGGCACAAGUCCUCGGGCUUAGCUGUUUGCUGCUCGCCGCGCUCUGCGGACACCUGGGCGCCGAGCUGGCACGCGGGCCGGGUCCGGGCAGGUCGGACUGGUUUCUCUAUGACUGCCGCCGCCUCAGGCACUCGGCGCUUGGCCUGUUCUGCUGUGAGGUCUCCGUCUACUUAGCAGCACUGGCCAUUUAUGCUCUGCUGCUGUUCGAGAUCGAGGCAGGGGCAGCAGCUGCAUCCAUCCUGGGCUCAGGUGCCCUCAUCCUGGUGGCAAUAAUGACUCACACCCUGUUCCGGGCUGUUCAGGCCACUCGUCGUGGUCUCCGAGAGCUGUCCCCAUCAUCCUUUGAAGAUGAGCCGGCCCAGCCUUCAGAAGACUCCAAAGCUGGCUGCAGAGCUCAGCCCCAGCAGGGUACCCACUGCCAGACCUUCUAUAACCCCUCCCGAGAGCCUGGGGACUCCACUGGGUCCACGGCCACUUGUACCACAUCCACAGUCUUGAAGAGAGCCAGUGAGAGCAGUCUGUCUGCUUCUCAUCUGCCCCAGACAUUAUUGCCUAGCAUGGGCCCCUGGGCCGGGGUCACUCAUGAGAUGCAUACCAUGCUGGGCCACAGGCCACUGGACAUGAGAAAGGAUGCCACGCUGGUAUGAGCUGGGAACCAGGGCCAGGAUAACAAGAAGACACAGAGAUAGGUCCAGCUCAGCUACUGCGGCCAUGGGCCCUCCUCUGAGUUUAUGGGAUCCUCGGUUUACAUCAAAGUCACCCCAUGAUACAGAACAGCUGUCAGUGCUCGGUGCAAUACCUCCUUGCUAAAGAGAUAAGCAAAGGCCAGGCAUGGGAGGGUUUGUAGAAGCAUUUAAAAAUCUCAAGAUAUUUUGCCCACAUCUUAUUGGGCAGACGCUGACAGAUAGAUAACCAGAUCUUGGUACUGGGGAGGCUGAGAACCCAUGGGGUCUUUUAUAGGUGGGGGAGGGUCGGUUUGUGUUCUGACUCUCAGUGGUUCUCUAUCUGUUCUACAGAUGAGGAAACGGAGACCCCAGUAGGGGCUGUGACUCACCAAGGGUCCCAUUUCUGAGCAUCAG